UCUUGUCUGUAUUGGGAACUGGUGUGUGUAGUGUAUUUCGCAUGCUUGUUUUCCGGUAGAAGAUGUUCGCGGUAACGCGCCAAGAGGUGUGAAAUCUACAGACUUUAUCAACAUAACGUCCGGCGCACCACACACAUACGAAAUGACACGUCUUAAACACAUCAUGAGAACUUAUGCAAGAGUAAGUGAAACCAGCCUUUCAUCUUUUUCGCGUUGCUGCUUUUUGGCUCUUACAACACAUAAGAAGGUGUUAAGGAUGUAUAGUGCAAGAACGGCUGGUGUGGAAACAGUGACAGUUAAAGUUGCCCAAGGCAUUUUGAAAGGAAAAGUAGUUGAAGCAAAGUAUGGAGGGAAGUAUUGCAGCUUUCAGGGUAUUCGUUAUGCAAAGCCACCAGUCGGUACUCUUAGAUUUCAGCCACCACAGCCACCGGAGUCUUGGACAGGCAUGAGAGAUGCUCUGGAAGAAGGCGCAGUUGCCCCACAAGCAAACUGGGUGGGGAAAAAAUAUAAGGGUGAAGAGGAUUGUCUUUUCCUUAAUGUCUACACUUCAAAGAUUACUUCACAAAAUGAGCCACUGAAAGCUGUUAUGGUAUGGUUCCAUGGAGGUGCAUUCGGAUUUGGAUCAGGAAACACUGAUCUUUAUGGUCCAGAUUAUUUAGUUGCUGCUGAUGUUAUUGUAGUCACAUUGAAUUACCGCCUUGGAGCUCUUGGCUUUUUAAGUUUGGAUGAUGCAACUAUACCUGGCAAUAAUGGCCUUAAGGACCAAGUAGCUGCCCUCAGAUGGAUUCAGCAGAACAUCAUAAACUUUGGUGGUGAUCCAGAUAAUGUUACAAUAUUUGGUCAAAGUGCUGGUGGUGCCUCUGUACAAUAUCAUUUGAUAUCUCCAAUGUCAAAAGGACUUUUUCACAAAGCAAUUGCACAAAGCGGUUCUGUUUUUAAUCAUUGGGCAAGCAGAAAAGCUUUGAAGGAGACGUCAUUUGCCUUGGGUGCUGUGCUGGGAUGUAACACAAAUGAUCCAAAAGUGCUAAUUGAUUUUCUCAGGACUUGCACUCCAAAACAGAUAGUGGAAGGCACUGCAAAAAUAGUAACUCUUGAUGACAAACGUAGAGGAAAGAACGUACCAUUUUUACCAAUACCAGAAAAGGACUCUGGCAGUUUACAAGAAGUCUUCCUACCCGAUAAUCCACAAAAUAUUGUAAAAUCGGGAAAAUUCUGUGAUGUGCCUUAUCUUACUGGAAUUACUUCUCAUGAAGGCAUAAUGGAGCUUAAAAAUAUUUUAAAGAAGCCACAGUUGCUGAAAGAAAUAGACACUGACUUCGAAAGAUUGGUGCCAGAAGAUAUGGAACUGGGAGAAAAAAGUGAAAGAUUGAAGAAAGCCAGUGAUAUGAUAAGACAGUUUUAUUUUGAUGGCAAACCAUUCACAAAAGAUAACAUAAUGGAUUAUGUGAAUUUGCAGACUGAUAUAAUAUUUGCACGCGGGAUGUAUCAAACAGCAAAGUACCAUGUGAAGUAUAGUCGCAGCCCAUUAUAUUGUUAUAAUUUUGGGUUUGAUGGUGCUCUGGGUGUCUUCAAAAGUUGUUUUGGUGCAUCUCAUCUUCCUGGUGCUUGUCAUGUCGAUGAUAUUGGAUACUUAUUCCAUAUGUCAGUUGUUGAUAUCACUGUGGAACAUGACUCUAUAGAAAUGUCAACUAUACGAAGAAUGGUCAAAUUGUGGACAAAUUUUGCAAAGACUGGUGACCCUACACCACACCUGGAUGCUGAUGUAAUGGUCAAGUGGACACCAUAUAGCCUGACAAACCCAUGUUACCUGAAUAUUGACAAGGAUCUCACCAUAAGGCAGAAUCUUAACAAAGAACGCAUGGAGUUUUGGGAUGAUUUAUACAAAUGGAGUACAGCAGCAUCAAAACUGUGAAAUUAUUACUACACAUAAGGGCACAACAAAUGUGAUAUUCAUGGACUGUCAGAAUGCACAUAUCAUUUAAUUUUUAUGUAAAUAUGAAAAAAUAAACUUGAUGUAUUAAUCAGUAAAAUAUACUCACAGAGAAUAAAACACUUUCAUGAUGUAGUAUGGUA
This is a messenger RNA of Schistocerca americana (American grasshopper), 2073 nucleotides long. Its product is annotated as esterase FE4-like. The transcript is spliced from 12 exons. The record is from RefSeq and is a predicted model, not a curated record. The coding region runs from base 143 to 1912 and encodes 589 amino acids. NCBI's taxonomy places the organism in Eukaryota, Metazoa, Arthropoda, Insecta, Orthoptera, Acrididae.